AUGGCUGCCGUCCAGCACCUCGCCGUCCUCGGCCGGGACGUCGCCGCCGCCGCCCUCGCGCAGCCGCCCUCGCAGUGGUGCCAGGCCUUCUUCCUCGGCGCCGCUGCCGGCAUCGCCGCCCUGAACGCGCUCCCAGCCUCCCUGCGCGGCCUCGUCAUCGACUACGGCGCGCGGGCGGGCACCACCACCGCCCGGCUGCGCUCCGGCUGGACGGCGCGGAUGGUCGGCGCCGCCACGCGUGCCGGUCAGAUCCCGCACUCCUGGUUCUGCCACUUUUACAUGCUGUCGGUCGCGGCGUCGGCGUUUUGGGCGUGGCAGUUCCUGGGGAGGGGCGGCGUGAUGCGCGCGCUGGCGACGAGGCAAGGAGGAGACGCAGUGUCCGGAGACGACGCCGAGGCGGUCAACAGGGCGCUGGGGCGGGUGUUCGCGGCGUGGCUCAUGAUGGCGCUGCAGGGCGCGAGGAGGCUGUACGAGAGCCUGCUCGUGAUGAGGACGGGCUCGGGUUCGACGAUGUGGUUCGUGCACUGGGUGAUGGGGCUGGCCUUUUACGCGGUCAUGAGCAUCGGCGUCUGGAUUGAGGGUUCCGGGGCUGUUCUAGAUGCUAUCCUCGCGGCCUGGGCGACGCAAGACCCCUCGCGCAUCCUCUCAUCGCGCGUGCCCGCCGCCCUGGCCGUCUACUUCUGGGCCUGGGUCAAGCAGAACGAGUGCCACGCGCACCUUGCCAGCCUGAAGAAGUACACCCUCCCGACCGCGGGGCUAUUCCGGUUCCUCGUCUGUCCGCACUACACCUGCGAGUGCCUCAUCUACCUAACGAUUGCGUUCGUGGCCGCGCCGACGGGUCGCUGGUUCAGCGGGCCUGUCAUCUGCGGGUUGGUCUUCGUGGCGGCCAACUUGGGGACGACGGCGAUUGGAACGCGGCGAUGGUAUGCGGAAAAGUUUGGUGCGGAAGCGGUGGCAUCGCGCUGGACCAUGAUACCCCUUGUAUUUUAG
Molecule: messenger RNA, 990 nt
Organism: Cordyceps fumosorosea ARSEF 2679
Lineage: Eukaryota; Fungi; Ascomycota; Sordariomycetes; Hypocreales; Cordycipitaceae
Product: 3-oxo-5-alpha-steroid 4-dehydrogenase
Exons: 2
Coding region: 1-990 (329 amino acids)
Biological process (GO): dolichol-linked oligosaccharide biosynthetic process; polyprenol catabolic process
Cellular component (GO): endoplasmic reticulum
Molecular function (GO): 3-oxo-5-alpha-steroid 4-dehydrogenase activity
Source: RefSeq, a predicted model, not a curated record